Pyricularia pennisetigena is the source of this 1662-nucleotide messenger RNA. RefSeq lists its product as uncharacterized. The transcript is spliced from 2 exons. Gene Ontology annotation, biological process: steroid biosynthetic process. NCBI's taxonomy places the organism in Eukaryota, Fungi, Ascomycota, Sordariomycetes, Magnaporthales, Pyriculariaceae. Gene Ontology annotation, molecular function: 3-beta-hydroxy-Delta5-steroid dehydrogenase (NAD+) activity. Bases 1 to 1662 code for a protein of 553 amino acids. The record is from RefSeq and is a predicted model, not a curated record.
AUGACCGAUAUGCCGAGGACUACUCGACAGACCAGAGCCAAGGCGGUCACGGCAGCCUCGGCAGCCUCGGCGAAAGCAAAAGCACUAGCCGCAACAAUCGACGCAUCCCCCGCUGCAAAUACCACCAUACCAGCACCAUCAUCAUCCGCACCUCCUUCGCCGCCGACUCUGCUCUUCCGCGACGCGGCCGCGUGGGAGUCGUGGCUUGAGGAGAACCACAAGGGCACCGAGGGCCUCGGGGUGGUGUGGCUCAAGAUCGGCAAGAAGAACUGCCCGGAACGGACCGUGACUUACGACGAGGCGGUCGAGCUGGCCCUGUGCUUUGGCUGGAUAGACGGGCAGCGCAAGGCCCUGGACGAGCACUACUUCGUCCAGCGGUUUACCCCGCGCCGCAGGAAGAGCGUCUGGUCCAAACGCAACGUCGCGCGAGUCGGGGUCCUCCAGAAGGCCGGGAGGAUGCGUCCAGCGGGCCAGGUCGAGGUCGAUGCCGCCAUUGCUGAUCGUCUCCUUCACCUGAAGAUGACAUCAAACUCGAAGCCCUUACUUGGCGAUGUACUCGUCACCGGAGGAUGCGGCUUCCUGGGCUACUACAUUGUCCGCCAGUUGCUCGAGGAUAAUGAAUGUGGUGCUGUCCAUGUGCUAGAUCGCGACACCACCCACAACCGCAUCGACGGGGUGAAUUAUGUCAAAGCUAGCAUCACCGACGAGGAAAAAGUGCGGGCGCUCGUCAUAAAUGACCUACGCCCCCGAGUUAUUUUUCACUGCGCAUCGCCCAACUUCAGCUACCCUACCCCCAGCGCAGGGAAAAACGAUCAACACUCCAGCAACGUCGGGGGCACUGAGAUACUGCUCAAGGCCGCCAAAGACAGCCCGCACACGGAGGCUUUUGUGUUCACGUCAAGCGUGGAUAUGUACUCGGGCGCACCGCACCACAACGCCGACGAAACCCAGCCCACCUGGCAGGAUGACGAUUGGAGCCCUGGCAUGGAUGCAUAUCGUCAGAGCAAAGCCAUCGCGACAAGGCGAGUGAUGGCAGCAAACGUCGGCGAUGGGACCGGGCCCGGCAACCUCAAGACUGUGUCUCUGGUUUUGGGGCACAUGUAUGGAGUCCGUGACUCUCAGCUUACACGGGCUGUGCUCGACAGUUACGCCUCGGAGGGCGUGCCGCUGGUGAUGAUCGGCAAGGGAGAGAACAUGAUCAGCGUCGUGUCUUCCAAGAACGCGGCGACGGCGCACCUACUCGCCGCGAAAGCCCUCAUCGACCCGUCGCGUGCCAACGGCCAAGUCGCGGGGGAGACGUUCAACGUGGUCGAGGACCCGCCCAUCUUGUUCUGGCACCACAUGCGGACGCUCUGGAAAGCGGCGAGGGGAGAGGCCGCAGUGAAGCAAGCCUGGACGAUACCAGGAUGGGUGAUGGAGUUGGUUGCCUUUUGCGUCGAAUGGGUUCUUCGCGUCUUUACGCUUGGAUACGUGAGGCCGCCGACCGUGUUGAGUAGUACUUCGGUAAGCUAUGUUUUGUACUCUCACACCUAUGACUCUCGCAAGCUUAGGGAUGUGCUUGGAUUCCAUCCCAAGUCCUCAGAUCACGACAGGAUCAUUGAUGAGGCGGUCAAGUGGGAGUUCCAGAGGAGGGAAGAGCUGAAAGGGAGGAAACAAGAGUAG